CGCUAAUUAGCUGGGCUAGUGGUACUCAAGGAAAAGCCAGUAUAGAACGCGGGCUGUGAGCCGGUAUCGGGAAAACUUGGGAGCGAGGCAGAUAAAACGUUUUACUCAGUUUCAGGAAAUAUUGUCGGAAUGCUAGGUGUAGGGCGUCGUGCUGCAGGGCCGCCAUUGAGUCUACCAUCCACACUGGAGGACACAACGGCCGGGUGGAAAGGUGGACCAACAGGUGGUCCCGAUAAUCAAUCAGUAGGUGGCGGAGGUGGGAGUGGACCGGGUAACGGACCAGGAGGUGGAGGAGGAAAUGGCGGCUUUACACCAUCCGGACCCGGUUCAUUUGGCAAUUCAGUACCGGUUUUUCAACAAGCGGGGCAAGGUUCACCAGCUAGUGGUAAUCAAUCGGUAGGAUAUCAAGGAGGGCCCACACCUGGGUCCAACACACCUCAAUAUACAGCAUCACCCGCCCCAUCAGGUUCAUCGACGCCAGGACCUGGGCCACCGCAAAAUGUCAGUGGAGCCGGCUUCCCACCGCCACCUAAUUCAGCGGGUCCGCCAUAUAAUGGACCAGGACCAGGACCCGGUGGGCCAUUUGGAUCACCAUCUGCCGGCAAUGCACCGUUUGGCCGCCCGGGUAGUUCGGGACCUGCGUUUCCUGGUGGACCACAUUUUGCAUCGCCCGGUGGACCGGGCGGUUUUGGUGGCCCACAGUUCGGUAUGCCACCUGGUUCACCGUUUGGUCAUGGACCCGGUGGACAUCCUAUGGGCCCUAUGGGUCCCGCACAUAUGAUGGGAGGACCACAACCUGUGGACCGAAUGGAUCAAGGCGAAAGCAACUGGACGACAAGGCCUAGGAGACAUACAUCAUAUUUUAGCCAAACAGAGCACAGGGUUUUUGAAUUAAAUAAACGGUUACAGCAAAGGACCGAGGAAAGUGAUAAUUGUUGGUGGGAUUCAUUUGCCACGGAAUUUUUUGAAGACGAUGCUACCUUAACGCUUUCAUUUUGUUUAGAAGAUGGACCUAAGCGAUAUACAAUAGGAAGGACGCUAAUACCUCGAUACUUUCGAAGUAUAUACGAGGGUGGAGUAAUCGAAUUGUAUUUUCAUUUAAAACACACUAAGGAAUCUUUUCAUAAUACAUCAAUUACAUUAGACUGUGAACAAUGUACAAUGGUGACGCAUCACGGGAAACCUAUGUUUACUAAAGUUUGUACAGAAGGCCGACUAAUAUUAGAAUUUAUGUAUGAUGAUUACAUGAGAAUAAAAUCGUGGCAUAUGAGUGUGAGAACACAUCGGGAACUUAUACCUAGAAAUGUUGUUGGAAUGCAUUCCUCACAGCCUGAUCCUACGAUACUCGAACAAAUUUCAAAAAACAUUACACGUCAGGGGAUCACAAAUUCAACGCUUAAUUAUCUACGCUUGUGUGUAAUAUUAGAACCAAUGCAAGAGUUAAUGUCAAGGCAUAAAGCCUACGCCCUUAGUCCUCGCGAUUGUUUAAAAACAACAUUAUUCCAAAAGUGGCAGAGAAUGGUUGCUCCGCCGGGUAAGAGAGACGCACAAAGACCAGCAAAUAAACGACGGAAAAGAAAAGGAUCAAAUUCCGGAGGACCUGCAAAUAAUGCCCCACCAGUGCCAAGUAAAAAACGUUCACCAGGACCAAAUUUUUCCUUAGCGUCGCAGGUAGAUGUGAUGGUAGUGGGUGAACCGUCGUUAAUGGGCGGCGAGUUUGGAGAUGAGGACGAGCGACUGAUAACACGAUUGGAAAACACACAAUACGAUGCGACAAAUUCGCUUGAUCAUGAGAAUCAUGCAGGCUUCGGUCAUGCUGACUCGCCCCUCACGGGACCGAAUUCAUGGAAUGUGGAUAGAAGCGGCGGUCCAGGCGGGCCUGGAGGUCCUGGUGGAGGAGGUGGCGGACCACAAGGAAAUACCCCGUCCAAUCAGGAUACCGAUAAGAAAAGUCCGGCCGUGUCACAGUGACGGAUGUUAAACUAAUUAUUUUUAAGUUUUGUUUUAAAGGAGAUGCGGAUCGAUUUUUAGCCAUUUUUACAUUGUUUUAAACGGAAGGGUUAACAAUUCUCAUGAUGUGUUGGGGCUCAUUCUAGCGACACUGAUAUCGCGAACUAUGGAACAGUUCACAAGAUUCAGAGACAAACAAUGUUUUUUUCGAAAUACUUAAGGUCGAUGAUUCGGUGGCGUAGAGCGGACAACAGUGAACUUUCGAAGUUUUUUGAUACCAUAAACGACUGCAACGGGCUAAUUUUUAUCAUGCAAUAUUGAAUUGAUAACUUUAAGGGAAGCAAAACUGAAGUGGCUGUCUUCGCGCACCAAUGACUUAAAUCCAGAGCAACAUUCACCCUACUAUAAUGAAAGUGAUCAAGGUUUUUGAAAGCACGCGUGACUUUAAUGAACAUGUUUAAUAAAAGACAUUUUUGAAAGAAUAAUUCAAGAGUGAGAUAAAAAACUAAAUUGAAAUUGAACUGCUACGAUUGACGGGAGAGACAUACACAAAACAGUGAAAGAAGCAGAAACCAACCAACCAAUUUUAUUAUUAAAAAGUAAUGGAUAAAAGAUAAACUAUAGGUGGAAUUUCUAUCUAUUAAUUUUAAUAAACAUUAAAUAGGAGCUAAGGAAUGAUUGACGUAAUAAAGUGAAGUGAACGUGGAUGCAAUUGUAAAUCUAUAUAUAAAUAUGAAAAAUAAAUAUUAUAUAAUAUAUAUAAAUAUAAUUGUACAUUUUAAGUUUUUAGUGUAGCUAAAUGAAACAAAAGAGGAAAUCUAAAAAACUUGAUUUUUUUGAAUAUAAGCGAGUGUGAGCGUAUGAAAGUUAUAUUUGAAUAAUUAUUUGAAAAAUGAUUUAAAAAACAACAAAAAAUAACUUAACAAAACAAAAAAUACAAAAGAUGAUAAAUAAACAGCGCCAAAAAUUCCAUA
Molecule: messenger RNA, 2924 nt
Organism: Hermetia illucens (black soldier fly)
Lineage: Eukaryota; Metazoa; Arthropoda; Insecta; Diptera; Stratiomyidae
Gene: Chi
Product: LIM domain-binding protein 2
Exons: 10
Coding region: 130-1971 (613 amino acids)
Biological process (GO): positive regulation of transcription by RNA polymerase II; nervous system development; negative regulation of transcription by RNA polymerase II
Cellular component (GO): transcription regulator complex; nucleus
Molecular function (GO): LIM domain binding
Source: RefSeq, a predicted model, not a curated record